This is a messenger RNA of Trichophyton rubrum CBS 118892, 309 nucleotides long. RefSeq names its product 40S ribosomal protein S25. The transcript is spliced from 3 exons. The record is from RefSeq and is a predicted model, not a curated record. Gene Ontology annotation, molecular function: structural constituent of ribosome. Lineage: Eukaryota; Fungi; Ascomycota; Eurotiomycetes; Onygenales; Arthrodermataceae. Gene Ontology annotation, cellular component: cytosolic small ribosomal subunit. The coding region runs from base 1 to 309 and encodes 102 amino acids.
AUGGCACCAUCAGCAUCCGCCGGAGGCAAGAAGCAAAAGAAGAAGUGGUCGAAGGGAAAGGUCAAGGACAAGGCCGUCCACGCCGUCGUUCUCGACAAGACCACCUCCGAGAAGCUCUAUAAGGAUGUCCAGUCCUACCGAUUGAUCACCGUCGCAACCCUCGUCGACAGACUAAAGAUCAACGGCUCCCUUGCCCGAAAGGCCCUUGCCGACCUCGAGGAGAAGGGUCAGAUCAAGAAGGUUGUUGGUCACUCUAAGAUGAACAUCUACAGUAUGUCAACACUCCUACCAGACCUACAGCACGCUUGA